Molecule: messenger RNA, 1636 nt
Organism: Uloborus diversus
Lineage: Eukaryota; Metazoa; Arthropoda; Arachnida; Araneae; Uloboridae
Product: beta-1,4-glucuronyltransferase 1-like
Exons: 6
Coding region: 214-1614 (466 amino acids)
Source: RefSeq, a predicted model, not a curated record
CUGGAAGUGUAAACCUCUAACGUCCUUCGUGACGUUUAUCUAUCUGUUCUGUGGAUCCUCCCUUGCAAAGCGGAGCCCCGUUCGCCUUUCCACGAGUUCCGCCUCAUCACUCAAAACCACGCGAAUAAUAAUCUUUUUCUCAUCUGCACGAAAGCAGAUGAUGCUGUGAGAGCAAUGCGCAUCGCUUGUGGCCUCCCCUCGCGGCAAAAAUGAAUGAAGCCAUUCACUCUUCGUACGGCUAGUGACACCACCAAUUACACAGAUUUCAUUUUUGGUGACUUCCUUUUAUUGGAAGGUUUAACAAUUGCUUCUUACAUGAACUGCGGCGUAUCCUGCAAAUCGGGAUCGGUAGUUUACAUACAAAUAAAGAAACAGUGGUUUAUUCUUCUCUUAGUGUUUGCAAUUAUCUGCAUCUUAUACGUCAGUUUGGCCCAAGACAAAACAAACAUCCACGUGUUAAUAGCAAAACAUACAUUUCCAAGACCACAAGCACCACGUUCCUCUGCCUCCCCGCUUCAAGCCACGACGAAGACACCUGAGAAGUCAAAUGACACUUGCCCGGGAGAACUAGUGUACAAUGAGUACUGCGUAAUUACACCAUAUAAAAAUGAAACAAGACCGAGCUCUGAUGCGCCAAUCACCCUCUGUACGCAGAGCACCAUACAGUUCCUGCAUCACAUUGUUGUCCUUUGUCAGAGAUGGGCUGGUCCUAUAUCUGUAGCUGUGUAUUGUAAUACAGGUGACUAUAAGAAUGCUCGUUCAGUUGUAAAUAGUUUACGUCACUGUGACGUAUGCGUGCGAACUUGGGUUGAAUGGCGUUUCUUUUACCACAAGAAAUUCUUCACGAUAGAAGAAAGUGAGUCGGCUGUACCGCAAGACUGCGCACAGCUUUAUCAGCAAACUUGGCCAAAAAGAAGGUUUGAAGACACCUACCCUAUAAAUGUGGGAAGAAAUCUCGCAAGAACAUACGCAAAAACUCCUUUCGUGUUUUCCCUUGACAUAGAAUUGUACCCAAGUCCUGGACUUCUGCAGAAGUUUGACAGAAUGCUUCGGGCACAGCCUAUAGAAAAUAAACAUCAAGUUUGGGUUCUACCAGUUUUUGAAAUUAAAUCCCAACUUAGAGCGCCAUUUACAAAGAGUAUGUUGAAGGAAAUGUACGAGAAGAAAGAUUUGAUAUCUUUUCAUAAGUUCAGAUGCAAUAUUUGUCACCGAAUACCGAAUGUUACCGCUUGGGUAAACCACCAGAGAGCAAUAUCUGAAAUGGAAGAAUCCUUUGAACCAUUGAGGGUAUGGACAACGGUAAAAAGAAGUAAAAAAUUUAAGCUCCACGACUGGGAGCCAUUUUUCAUUGGGACAAAGGAUGAUCCUGAAUUCGAUAUCCGACUGUCUUGGGAAGGAAAAAUGAACAAAAUGCAGAUGGCUUACGAAAUGUGUCUACGGAAUUAUGAUUUCCACAUAGUUGAUAAUGCUUUUCUAGUUCAUUCUCCUGGGAUAAAUUAUUUCAACGCCAAAAAAGAGAAAGAAAGACUACGACAUGCUGAAGCUAACAACAAAGUUAUGGCUGACAUUAAAAAAAAGUACAGAAAAAUAUAUGGAAGAAAUAAUAACUGCUAAAACUAAAAAUCAUUUGCUUUUA